CACUGGAUCCUAAUCAACACUUGUGAAAAGCGUGCAUUCCCAGUUCUGGCCCCACGGGUAGCUGUUCAUCUCAUUCUCUUGCAUUCCCUCUUUCCUGUUCACAAUACCAUCGCGGACCUUCACUAGAAGCCGGACGGACUCUAUAUUCUAUGCAGACGGUGUCUGCGAAUCAAAUCCUUGGUCAGCGGAGAAUAGAGCGAUCGCAAUCUGGAAAGAAGCUCGGCACGUCAGGCGCUCAGAUUCUGGAUACAUCGACGUCGUGCCUGAUGGUACCUUUGGUUUCCCUCUAGACCGCCGGUACUUGCGUGGUAACCGGAUCGGAUCGGACACCCGACCCGUGGCUCACUCACCAGAGUGAAAGAGACAGAAAUUUUCGCCACUUGCCUCGUCUCGGUACUCCCCAUUUCGUCUGCUCCCCACCCCACUUCGAGAACACGGCCUGCUCUCCAAUCUACUCAGCCAUGGCCGCCCCGUCGGCCACCGCCCUCGAAGCAGCCACAGCCUUCAUCCAAACGCACACGCUCAUCGUCCCCGGAACCGAGCUCAGCCCCUUCGACGAAUGCCCCGUGUGUCUCGAAACCUACAACCUCACUGCGCAAUCCGAACACGCGUGCAAAAUCAUCAACAUCCCCAACUGCGAGCACGUAAUCGGACUCUCCUGCCUGACCGCCAUACUCACCGCGAACGGCAGCACCGAAAAGAAGUGCCCACUUUGCCGCACAGUGUGGAUCCCAAGCCGGGUGCCAGCAGCGCUCAUGGACAUGAGGAGGAGGCUUCAGGCGCUAGGCGCUAUUCCUGGCGGCAGUAGUGAAGGCGGGAGGGAUGCAGGACCGCGCCACGUCAUCAAUAUCGAGAGCGACAGCGACAGCGACGAGGAGGUGACGCUCGAGAGCUACACGCAGUUCAGCCGCGACAUCGCCGACAUCCGCACUCGCGCCCGCAACACGCAGCUGUCACGCCGCGAGCGACGAGAUGCGGCGCGGACGGCCAGCGGAAAUGGUGCCAACGACAGACACCUGUUCGCACGCGGCCACGCAAGUGCGCGCCAGGUUCUCCAGCCCGACUCUCUCGAAGCCGCUCCUCGCCCUGGCCAAGAUCCGUUCGAACGCCUGGUUCGACAUUACAACCGCCAGCCCAAUCCCGUCGAUCGCAUGGAACUUGGUAUAAGCCCGUCACCCAGUCCCGAGCCGGUUCUUCUCGAUAUGCAUCCCGGCCGGGCGACCAACGACCGUAACCAACCCACUGACCGACACCGACGCGACACCGACGAGUUAGAGCGGCGUCUCGUCGAGCGCGAGCGCGCAUUGCAUGAGCGUGAGCGGCACUUGUUCCAGCGUGAGCAGCGCAUCGCACAGAGGGAGAAGAACAUGGAGCGGUUUGUGAAUGUCCGGAAGCGGCAGUUGGAGGAGGUGGAGCAGCUGGUGGUGAGGCAUCGGGAGGAGUUGAGGCGCCUGGAAGGUCGAUAA
This is a messenger RNA of Trematosphaeria pertusa, 1466 nucleotides long. RefSeq lists its product as uncharacterized. The record is from RefSeq and is a predicted model, not a curated record. The coding region runs from base 462 to 1466 and encodes 334 amino acids. Lineage: Eukaryota; Fungi; Ascomycota; Dothideomycetes; Pleosporales; Trematosphaeriaceae. The transcript has a single exon.